AAUACUCCAGAGUUUUGUGCAGCAUCAAUUUGUUUCCUUCCUCCCAACUGAGCACCUGACACCUCUGCACUGGAACCAUGACUGCCGGAGACGCCACAUACGAGGAGAUCAAGAAGCUGAGCCAGAGCGGCACCGGGUACAUCAUUGAUGUGAGGAACCCAGAGGAGGUGCAGAGGGGCAAGAUCCCAAAUUCCAUCAAUAUCCCGGUCUCUCAGUUUGAGGCGGCGCUGAGAAUGGACCCCGGGACCUUCCAGAAAACGUUUCAUGUAGUGAAACCCAAACCCAGCGAGGAGAACAUUAUCAUUCAUUGUUUUUCGGGGAAAAGAGGAGCCCAGGCUACAGCUAUUGCGACUGCACUUGGAUUCUCCCAGUAAGUCUGACCCCGGGGC
Molecule: messenger RNA, 389 nt
Organism: Xenopus laevis (African clawed frog)
Lineage: Eukaryota; Metazoa; Chordata; Amphibia; Anura; Pipidae
Gene: tstd1.L
Product: putative thiosulfate sulfurtransferase, mitochondrial
Exons: 3
Coding region: 78-374 (98 amino acids)
Source: RefSeq, a predicted model, not a curated record